Messenger RNA from Girardinichthys multiradiatus, 1723 nucleotides. It is a transcript of the gene gjb1a, whose product is annotated as gap junction protein beta 1a. The transcript is spliced from 2 exons. Lineage: Eukaryota; Metazoa; Chordata; Actinopteri; Cyprinodontiformes; Goodeidae. The record is from RefSeq and is a predicted model, not a curated record. Gene Ontology annotation, cellular component: connexin complex. The coding region runs from base 161 to 883 and encodes 240 amino acids. Gene Ontology annotation, biological process: cell communication.
UGCAGGGCAGUGGCUAGUGUGAUCAAAAUCAUUAGCAAUGCAAAGUCAUGGUGCUCUGAUACUCUUGUUCACGGUCACAGCUUAAAAAAAGAAAUCUGCUUACACAAAUGUUUCUGGAUGAACUUGUUUCAAAACCACAGCUGACGACCCGGAACCAAAAAUGAACUGGGCAUCCUUUUAUGCCGUCAUUAGCGGCGUUAAUAGACACUCUACUGGCAUUGGCCGCAUCUGGCUCUCUGUCCUGUUCAUCUUCCGUAUCCUGGUCCUAGUGGUUGCAGCUGAGACUGUGUGGGGGGAUGAGAAAUCUGGCUUCACUUGCAACACCCAGCAGCCGGGCUGCAACAGUGUCUGCUAUGACCACUUCUUUCCCAUCUCUCACAUCCGCUUAUGGGCCCUACAGCUCAUCCUUGUCUCCACCCCAGCCCUGCUGGUGGCCAUGCAUGUGGCCCACCGCCGACAUGUUGACAAAAGGCUCUACAAACUGUCAGGGAGGACCAAUCCCAAAGACCUGGAGCAGAUCAAGAGCCAGAAGAUGAAAAUCACAGGGGCUCUAUGGUGGACUUAUGUCAUCAGCCUGUCGUUCCGUAUUGUCUUUGAGGUCAUUUUUAUGUUUCUAUUUUACAUGAUUUAUCCUGGUUACAAGAUGAUCCGGCUGGUGAAGUGUGACUCGUACCCCUGCCCCAACACAGUAGACUGUUUUGUAUCGAGGCCAACAGAGAAAACGGUCUUUACCGUCUUCAUGCUGGCCGUGUCUGGGGUUUGUAUUCUGCUCAACAUUGCAGAGGUGGCGUUCCUAGUGGGGAAAGCCUGCGGUAAACACCUGCACAGUGCUGGAGAAUCAACUAUGGGAGCUUGGAUCCAACAUAAACUUCGCUCAUACUAACUAAUACACAGAUUUCAUCCUAUAACACAGGAGCAUCACAUGAGAGGCAUAGGAGAGAUUGUAUUUGUGAGGCCCACAAAAUAUAUUGCUUUCAAUAAUGUAAACCAGAUGAGAAUUAAAUAAAUUGUUUAUGAAAAGCAUUUGGUUUUAGUCAGUAGGAAAAAUGUUAGACAAUAUAUCUUGUGCCAUCUAGAUUAUAUUCUGUCACAUUUUAUAAACAAAAUAAAUGUUGCAUUGGAAGAAUUAUACAUAGUGAUACGGUAUCAUGGUUACUUUCAUUAUUAACAAUACCUAAUAUUAUUUAUUUACAUUAUUUAUUUAUAUGUUAAAUUUAGUAGACAAAAAUCUGAUUAUGACUUUAACCUAACAAACUUUAAGAUUUAAGCCUGUUGUAGACAAAAAGUUCUUCUAAUAUGUCAUAAACAUGUUUCAUAAAUAUGGACUAUAACCAUAUUUGCAUUGAAGUGACUCUUUCCCUUUGGAUGUUGUGUACCCCUCUGUAUAAAGAAGAAAAAGCUAAUAAUCAAAAGAAAUACACAUGAAUAGCCAACUUGCUCUGAUGUUUAUAGCUGACUGCUAAACCCGGCCUUUAAACGUAUUGAUUUUUAUUUUAGCGGGGUUCCUUUUGCCCAUGCACAACAGAAUAAAUUAUAACAAAGUGUUUAAUUGUGUAAAUGAGCUGUAAUUAGUGUUGUUUUUACAUUUUCUUUUUUAACAACCACAAAAAUAUAUUUAUUUUAGUGGGAUUUUGUCUGAUAGACCAAGCAGUACAUAACUCUGAUGUAGAAAGUAAAUAGGUAGUUUUCACAUUUUUUCCAAAUAAAAAAAAUCUGACAAGUC